Molecule: messenger RNA, 1634 nt
Organism: Chara braunii
Lineage: Eukaryota; Viridiplantae; Streptophyta; Charophyceae; Charales; Characeae
Source: the annotation of a GenBank genome assembly
CAGAGAAAGAUAACGAGGGGAGGAGGAGGAGGAAGAAGGCGAUGUGGAGGAAAAGUCGAUGGCGGGGGAGGAUGACUGUGGGAAGGAGUGGGUGGAAGAUGGCGACGGGAAGGUGGGGUAGAUAGAGGAGGGCGACGAUGGGGAGGAAAGACGACGGGAAAGUGGAGACGAUGGAGGGGGGAAGGUGGUGGAGGAUAUGGAGGUGGAAGACGACAACGGUGACGGGACGAUGACUGCAGGGAAAGAUGACUGCGGGGAGGAGCGGGUGAAAGAUGGCGACGGGAAGGUGGGGCUGAUGGUGGAGGGUGACGAUGGGGAGGAAAGACGACAGGAAGGUGGAGACGAUGGAGGAGGGAAGGUGGUGGAGGAUAUGGAGGUGGAAGAUGACGACGAUGACGGGACGAUGACUAUAGGGGAAGAUGACUGCGGGGAGGAGCGGGUGGAAGAUAGCGACGGGAAGGUGGGGCAUAUGGAGGAGGGCGACGAUGGGGGGGGGAAACGACAGGAAGGUGGAGACGAUAGAGAAGGAAAGGUGGUGGAGGAUAUGGAGAGGUUUCAGACGCCUGUCACUACAGAGGCCACAAUGAGCGUUGUCGUGGGUGGUUGUCCGUGGGCGAUGGACAUCUCAAGUAGGGGAGCAACCGUGCAAGCGAAUGUGUUCCCACGAUGCCGCACACGCUCACAAAAGGCGAUCCAGUUCUCAGAGCCCUUUGGGCCGAUUGUAGCAGCGGGACCUCGGUCGUGCGCGAUACUGCAGCGGCUGCGAAAUGGACUGGCUUCGGAAAGGACAGGCACAUUCAAGCAAAGCCAGAUGGUAGCGAGAUUGGGAUAUCAUGGACGACCUUGCAGUGAAAGAGAAUCGCAGAGGAGUGAGACGUGUGUUGUACUUGGCAUGUGUCAAUCACCAUUACAGGGGGUGAGCACUCCGAGAUCUGGGCCUGAUUCACGCUCUCGAUGUGCGUGGGCUGCGUAUCGGUGGUCUAAGUCUUCCGUUUUCGGGUGUGUAGGAGGGCACGGGGGAGGGGAAGGAUGCAGACUGUCCUCCUCCAGGUUCCCUUUGUCGGAUUCAGAAGGACGGGGGAAACGAAGACCCAAGAGCAAGAGAAAGCAGGGUGCCAUCAUUCCCCAGGCAAAGAGAGGUGACAGCAUAGACUAUGGAGAUCCGAUCAUCGCACCAGUGGCGUACUUCUUGCCCUUUUUGGACGGAGUGGAUUACGGUCGCUAUCUGUUGCGCGAGUUCCCGUUCAUGCGAAAAAUGAUUAGUCCUUUGGCGCCUGUUAUCUCAGUUUAUAACUCUAUUCCCUUCGGCAGUUUCAUCGCCUUCUUCUUGCUUUACUUAGCCGUUGUGCAAAACACACGCUAUUCCCGCUUCGUCCGCUUCAACACUAUGCAAGCCAUCACUCUCGACAUCCUGUUGAUUCUCCCUCGUCUCAUCGAGCGAUUAAUCAGUCCCUCCAGUGGCUUUGCUAUUCGCCUCUUCGCCAUUUUCUACAACACGGUUUUCCUAUUCUUACUAGCCAGUUUUGUCUUCGGAGUCGCUUCUUGCAUUUUGGGAAAGACAGUGCGGUUGCCUCUUGUUGGUGACGCCGCCGAUCAGCAGAUCAUGUGACACAUGACAUGCCUCACCAACGUAA